Molecule: messenger RNA, 985 nt
Organism: Brassica rapa (field mustard)
Lineage: Eukaryota; Viridiplantae; Streptophyta; Magnoliopsida; Brassicales; Brassicaceae
Product: transcription factor bHLH80
Biological process (GO): regulation of transcription by RNA polymerase II
Cellular component (GO): nucleus
Molecular function (GO): DNA-binding transcription factor activity, RNA polymerase II-specific; protein dimerization activity; RNA polymerase II cis-regulatory region sequence-specific DNA binding
Source: RefSeq, a predicted model, not a curated record
AUGCAAUCCACUCACAGCGGCGGCGGCGGCGAAGGAGGAGGAGGAGGAGGUGGAGAUGUGAGUCGUGGUGGGUUAUCUCGGAUCCGUUCAGCUCCGGCCACUUGGAUUGAAACCCUACUCGAGGACGAUGAAGAAGAUGAUUUGAAACCCAACCUCUGUUUAACUGAGCUUCUUACCGGAAACUCGGCAGGGUUAACAAGUCCCGACACGUUUGACUUCCCUAGUUCCGUUGAGCAGGGACUGUACAAUCACCAAAGUGGGUUUUACCGUCAGAACAGCUCUCCAGCGGAUUUUCUCAGUGGCUCUGGAGCUACGACUGAUGGGGUUUUAUCAAAUUUUGAGAUUCCUGCUAAUUACGAUUACUUGCCGCCGAACGUUAACAUUUCUCCGGGGAGUAAACGGUCGAGAGAAAUUGAAGCUCAGUUCUCUUCCCAGAUGAAAGAAGAGCAAAUGAGUAGUGGUGUAUCAGGAAUGAUGGAUAUGAACAUGGAUACGCUUCUUGACGACUCGGUUCCUUUUAGGGUUCGUGCUAAACGCGGUUGUGCAACUCAUCCUCGUAGCAUCGCUGAACGGAUGAGGAGAACACGAAUAAGUGACCGGAUCAGGAGGCUGCAAGAACUUGUUCCUAACAUGGAUAAGCAAACCAACACUGCGGACAUGUUAGAAGAGGCUGUGGAGUAUGUGAAAGCUCUUCAACGCCAGAUCCAGGAGUUGACAGAGCAACAGAAGAGGUGCAGAUGCACACCUAAAGAAGAACAAUAAGCGCUUCUGACUCCGUAUGCAGUAGAGAUUUCCAUCUUGGAUUUCCUCCUAUGCCUAGAACAGAUACAACUCAUGGAUGUGUAUUCCAUAUUGAAGGGAGGGAGAAAGUUAUUUAUUUUUUUGUCGUUUUUAUCCAGUAUAAAUGUAACUUUGUUGUUAUAUUUUUUCAUCACUAAAAGAUCAUAUUGGAAGAUAAAGAAAUAUAAUAGAGAUUACACCGAGA